AUACAACCAACCGCCAUAUCGACAAAAAUCCAAUACUGUUCCAAAUCACUUAAUCGACAAUUUAAUACGGUUAAAUACAUCGGGACGGAGACUUCACAGGCAGUUCAGUGGCGAUUCCGGCAGCAACAUGAAGUUCUUUGUUUCCCUGUUCGUGUUCGCUGUUUCAGUAGCAACAAUCAACGCUAUUUGCUUGCACUGCCGUAACCAGACUGGCAAUUACCAAGAAAUCAAAUACGAAGGUCUGAAAACUUUGGAAGAUUCUCAUCAAGACGUCGAGUUGUCCAAGGAUGUUGGCCAACAAAUUAGAAUUAUUCUGAAAGCGAGUCAAAAGUAUCAAUUAUACGUCGAACAAGCCAAAAGCAACCCCAAAUUCUCAGACCCGAUGAGCUUGAUCGAUGCUACCGAGUUCUUGAACAACGGCGAAAUCGAAUACAGAAACGCCAAAAUUCUAGGUUUGGGAAAACCAAUUUUGAAUGAAGUCAACAUGGAGAAGAUGGGCGAUAAUAUGAUUUGGGUCACCGCUGUCUUGAAGCAAGCCGAUAUCGUCGGAGAUUACAAUGCUGCCAGUUCUAAAAAGACUGAGUCCGGACAGUUCAACAUCACCCUGAGAGAUAUCAUAUUCAAAGUGAAGUUCCUUCUGAACGAAUUCAUGGAAACUCGGCCAGAAAUCGACUCCAAGUCGUUGAUGUUCGGUCACCACGAGUCAACAUUCACCAACAUGGAAGUGUUAAACGAGUUGAACGGAAACACUCAAUUCGAAAACUUGUAUGUCUACUACUACAAUUACCUCAACAAGGUGAUCAAAGGCCGUAUCGCCGAAGAAAUGGCUGUCAGUUUCACACCCCUAAUUGCAAUGCGUCUCGCACAAGAGCUGAAAUCGACUGUCUUGUUCCCGACCAAAUCCAUGGCUGUCCCAAAAACCAACGCUUACAUUGCUCCCGGAAUACAAGCCAAGAUUUACAACACCAUGUUUAACGACUUGAGCGGAUCUAACAAAGUCCAAAAGAUGGUCAACUACACCGUCAACAAUGAUCAAAUUGAAAUGCUCUUCUGCUUCACAACGUUCGACCUGAGAGGCAACAAUGAAUGGGCUUUGAUAUACAACACCGGAAACGUGUACAAUGGCAAAGCUUCGUUCGCCAUAGAAAACGUUCAAACCAUGAUCGUAGUCACCAAACCUAACGGACAAGGAGAGGUUACGAAGAAGUUCUCAAAGACCACCGUCAAUGGGCUCACAGUGUUGUUGAAUAACGAUAACAACUGCGAAACUAUCAGGGAUUUGGCCCAUCAGCGUAUCCCGAAAGUCUUGGAAAACAGCUUGCAGACAUUCAUCGACGAUCAGACCGAGAUGGUAUUGUACCACCAAUUCGCCCUUAUUGGUUUGAAAUAUAAAAACUGACUUAAGGUUAUCUUAAAUUCAUAAUAAUAUAUUAUAUUGUAAUGCACAAAACAUUAAUUAAUGAUAAUCAAACAAUAAAAAUCAAACUUUAAAAAUACAACAAAAUUUAGAUUAUUUUUAAAUAAUAUAUAUUAUGUGUGUACCUACUUACAGUAUAAUUUGGUCAAAAUUUUCUUUAAAGCGUAUUGUUAAGUUAUAUUAAGUACAGCAUUUGGGUAUUGAGGCAGGUUUUAGAAAGUCAUAUUUUAGAAUGCCGAGUUUUAGAAUACUAAGUUUUAGAAACACUAUGUUUUAGAAAAUAAAACUUUUAGAAUACCAAGUUUUAGAAACACUGUUUUAGAAUUAAUAAAUUCAUCUAAAUUAUAAUUAGAAUCAUCGAAUAUUUAUUUACAUAUUUUACAUAUUUAAUUAUUUUUUUUUUUUUACUGUUUAUCCGUACUUAUAUAAAAUAUUUUCUAAUAAUUCUUUCAUAAAAAAAAAAUAAAUAUAAUAAUUGUCAUAAAAAAAAAUAAAUAUAAUAAUUGUUAAUACUUCAGAUUAUUAGCAAUAGCUCUCAUAAAUUCAUUUAAAUUAUAAUUAGGAUCAUUAACUAUUCGUUUACAUAUUUGUAAUAAGUUAUUAUUCCGCGUUUGAUUGUACUUUUUUCUUUUGAAUACUUGAUUUGAAAUCAACGAUUCGAUUGUUGCUUCAGUUUCAUGUUGUAAUAUGUCGUAUUCGACUAUAUAUGAAAUAAUCAUAUAUUAUAUCAAUAUAGAACCAUAAUUCUACGAUAAUUAUUAAACGAUAAUAUCUUACGAUAAUAGUGGGCAAUACUUAUCAAUAAAAUAGAAACUUGAUAACGAUUAUCGAGUAACAAAGCAUUAUAUUUAUAAAUAUUAUGUAUUUUGAUAUUUCCCGUUAAAACUCUGUAUUUAUUUAUUUUAUUUUCUAAAACACUAUUUAAUAUUUUUCUAAAACACAGAUUUUCUAAAAGUUUCAUAUUCUAAAAUAUAGAUUUUCUAAAUCUUGUCAUUCUAAAACUCAGCAUUCUAAAACUUGAUUUUCGAAAACAUGCACCCAAAUCCAGCAUUUGUUAUGAUACAUAUUUACAUUAAUAUUUAACUAUUCAAUUUUGAAUAAAUAAUAAUAAUGAGUCAUAAUAGUACUUUAUACUUAUUUCCCAUAAAAUGACCAUGAUUUGUUAAUUAAUAAUAUAUUUUACAGCAUAUAGAUUAUAAAUGUACUCGAAUUAAUUAAAAAUCAUAUAUAUAAGGCCCCUACAUUCGAAGAGUAAUUAAGCCACUCUAAUAUUUAAAUAUUAAUGGUAUUAAUAAUAUAAUAUACCAUUGGCGUUCGGUACUCAUCCACAAAGCAAACAAGAUUUAAACCUACCAAAGUUAGAUUGUGAGUGGGGGUGAGGAAGGCAUUUUUAAUUAAUAUUAAAUCUAAAUGAAUAUAGUUUAAUUUUUAUUAUGUUAUUAAAAGCAAUUUGCGUUAUUCGUCGUCGGUGAACAUUUUCUAGUGAACACUAUUAAAUAUAUUCUAUAAUGUUAAAAAUUAUUACGUACAAUUUAAUAUUACAGAUUUUUUUUAAACGUACAUCAUGUAGAUGGCGUGAAAAAAAUCAUUAAAAUGUAAAAACUGAACUAAAUAAUAUAAUGAUAUGAAAUAAUUUCAAUAGCCAUAAAAACGUUCACCUCAGUCUGCAUAUUAAUAAUUUGUUGUAAAAAUUAAAAAUCCCAUUCGUUAAA
Acyrthosiphon pisum (pea aphid) is the source of this 3129-nucleotide messenger RNA. RefSeq lists its product as uncharacterized. NCBI's taxonomy places the organism in Eukaryota, Metazoa, Arthropoda, Insecta, Hemiptera, Aphididae. The record is from RefSeq and is a predicted model, not a curated record. The transcript has 4 exons. Bases 128 to 1399 code for a protein of 423 amino acids.